AUCGACAAGCUCAGGUCUUCCUAUUUUGGUCUUGUCUGGAGAGCUAGUGCAAGUGCUCUUGGGAGAAACUUGGGCCAGCGGCGGUCGAUUAGUCAGGCCUGAGAAAGAUGGCGUCCUCGGAGCAGGCAGAGCAGCCGAACCAGCCGAGCUCUUCUCCAGGAAGUGAAAAUGUGGUACCUCGAGAGCCACUGAUUGCCACAGCAGUGAAGUUCCUACAGAAUUCUCGGGUCCGGCAGAGUCCACUUGCGACCAGGAGAGCAUUUCUUAAGAAGAAAGGGCUGACAGACGAAGAGAUUGACCUGGCUGUCCAGCAGUCGGGCACGGCUACCGAUGAGCCUUCACCCCUGGGCCCAGCUACCCCAGUGGUUCCUGUCCAGCCCCCUCACCUCAUUCCGCAGCCAUACAGCCCCGGAGGUUCCCGAUGGCGAGAUUAUGGUGCCUUGGCCGUCAUCAUGGCCGGAAUUGCAUUUGGCUUUCACCAGCUCUACAAGAAGUACCUGCUGCCCCUCAUCUUGGGAGGCCGAGAGGACAGGAAGCAGCUGGAGAGGAUGGCAGCGAGUCUCUCGGAACUGAGUGGCAGCGUGGCCCAGACAGUGACUCAGGUACAGACAACACUGACCUCUGUGCAAGAGCUACUGAGACAGCAGCAGCAGAAGAUCCAGGAGCUAGCCCACGAGCUGGCCGCUGCCAAGGCCACCACAUCAACCAACUGGAUCCUGGAGUCCCAGAAUAUUAAUGAGCUCAAGUCGGAAAUCAACUCCUUGAAAGGACUUCUUUUGAAUCGGAGACAGUUCCCUCCCUCCCCGUCGGCCCCGAAGAUCCCCUCCUGGCAGAUCCCAGUGAAGUCUCCAUCACCCUCCAGCCCCGCGGCCGUCAACCACCACAGCAGCAGUGACAUCUCCCCUGUCAGCAAUGAGUCUACAUCAUCCUCUCCUGGGAAGGACAGCCACAGCCCUGAGGGCUCCACGGCCACAUACCACCUGCUGGGUCCCCAGGACGAGGGUGAAGGGGUGCUAGAUGUCAAGGGCCAGGUGAGGAUGGAGGUGCAGGGUGAGGAGGAGAAGAGGGAGGACAAGGAGGAGGAGGAGGAGGAGGAUGAUGUGAGCCAUGUGGAUGAGGAGGACGUCCUUGGGGUACAGAGGGAGGACAGACGGGGCGGCGAUGGGCAGAUCAACGAGCAGGUAGAGAAGCUGCGGCGGCCAGAGGGCGCCAGCAAUGAGAGUGAGAGAGACUAGGGCUGGCACUCGGCUGCCCGCCUUCCCAGUGCCCAGGACAUCAGAGCAGGUGGGCAAGAGCUGUGGCUCUGCCUCCAUGUGGGGGCGGAAACCCAGGUAGGGGUGGGGCUGUCCCUCAGUGCAGCCGUGUGAGCUGCAGUUGUGUUCACCAGCCUCCCAAACACGUCCCCAGCCCUAGCCAGCCCCACUGGCUCUGGCUGUCCACAAGCCAGGCAGAGGACUCAGGAGCUCUGCACUCACGCCCCACCGCCAAGCCCCCUUCUUGACUGGUGUCUUGUCUAGGUGUGUCCUCCGAGUAUACUGACCACCUGACACCAUGCAUGGCCAGAGCUCAUGUCAUCUCCUGCCUCUGUCACCUCAGUGCAGGGGAACUAUGGCCCCCUUGGUCUUGCUGUUUCCCCCCACUGUGCCCUGGCCUGGCUUGUGGCUUCUUCUUUGCUUGUUCCAAAAGCCAGGGCCCUGGGCCUGCUCUUCAUCUCGCCGGCCUGCCUUCCACAGCCGGGUCCUGGCUGACAGAUGCUGCCCUUGGGCACCUGUCCCCAGCCCACCUGCCCUGUUGUCACUAUACCACACAAGACGUCCUUGCUCGCUGUGUCGUGGUUCAGCUCCUCGGUGGUGAGACGUGCUUCUCCCUCCUGCAGUGGAGCCAGGCAGCAGGGCCUUCCUGACCAACAGCCAUGUCUGUCCUUCCACUGAGAAACACAUGUUCAUUUUUGUGAUCAUGUAUAGAUUUCAGAAUAUAAGAUAUGACUGUACAUAAUUGUAAUAAAUAUGAGUUGCCAUAUUUAA
Molecule: messenger RNA, 2024 nt
Organism: Arvicanthis niloticus (Nile rat)
Lineage: Eukaryota; Metazoa; Chordata; Mammalia; Rodentia; Muridae
Gene: Pex14
Product: peroxisomal biogenesis factor 14
Biological process (GO): protein import into peroxisome matrix, docking
Cellular component (GO): peroxisomal importomer complex; peroxisomal membrane
Molecular function (GO): signaling receptor binding
Source: RefSeq, a predicted model, not a curated record